Candoia aspera is the source of this 1387-nucleotide messenger RNA. It is a transcript of the gene ECH1, whose product is annotated as enoyl-CoA hydratase 1. The record is from RefSeq and is a predicted model, not a curated record. NCBI's taxonomy places the organism in Eukaryota, Metazoa, Chordata, Lepidosauria, Squamata, Candoiidae. The transcript has 10 exons. Gene Ontology annotation, molecular function: delta(3,5)-delta(2,4)-dienoyl-CoA isomerase activity. Bases 222 to 1097 code for a protein of 291 amino acids. Gene Ontology annotation, cellular component: mitochondrion.
AUCUCUUGCCCAGGAACUUUGGAGUUGGGCUGGAGAGUUCCUCAGUUUCUAGGCGUGGAGUUUGCCCACCUCUCCUUUGGGGUGUUCCAACCACGGCAGUUCAUUUUCCCGUGAUUCCAGGUAGUUCUAGGUACUGCCAAGGAAAAAGAAGGGCGUCUUGAGAAGCAGGAAGGUACGCAGAUCUCUCAGGUCGUCCUGCUUCCUGUCGUGGUUUCAGGAUCAUGGCAUCAAAGCUGCAGCAGCAACAGCAGCAGUUCAAUUCCUUGCCCAGCUAUGAGACCUUGAAGUUGGAACGGGUGCGUGGGAAAGUGCUGCAUGUGGAGCUCAACCGUCCCGAGAAAAGGAAUGCCAUGAACGUAGCCUUUUGGAGAGAGAUGGUCGAGUGCUUCAACAAGAUUGCCCAGGACUCGGAAUGCCACGUGGUGGUGAUAUCGGGCGCUGGGAAAAUGUUUACUUCAGGCAUUGACCUCAUGGACAUGGGCAGUGUUUUCCUGAUGGCAGAAGGUGACGACAUGGCCCGGAAAGCAUGGAACAUCCGCAAGAAGAUCCGAGACUAUCAGGAGUCGUUCACAGUCCUGGAGAAGUGUCCAAAACCCAUUAUUGCUGCCAUUCAUGGGGGCUGCAUCGGAGGAGGCGUGGAUCUCAUUUCGGCCUGCGAUAUCCGCUACUGUACCCAAGAUGCUUGGUUCCAGGUUAAGGAAGUGGACCUUGGGCUGGCAGCCGACGUUGGCACGCUGCAGCGUUUGCCACGGAUCAUUGGGAAUCGAAGCCUCGUGAACGAGCUGGCUUUCACUGCCAGGAAGCUGAUGGCCCCGGAGGCGGAGAGCUGCGGCCUCGUCAGCCGUGUGUUCCGGGACCAGGAGUCCAUGCUGCAGAGCGCCUUUGAUCUGGCCACCGAAAUUGCCAGCAAGAGCCCAAUCGCUGUGCAAGGUACCAAAAUCAACCUUGUUUACUCCAGAGACCAUUCAGUGCCCGAAGGCUUGAAGUACAUGGCCACCUGGAACAUGAGCAUGCUGCAGACCGAAGACAUCAUCAAGUCCGCCCAGGCUGUCAUGGAGAAGAAGACCCCCAAGCAGGUGGUCUAUUCCAAGCUGUAGAUGGCAGCCAGUGCCCGACCCAACCAGAAGGGUCCCUUUCCUGCUCUGCAGGGGCUAAGCCUGGAUCCCGGGACACCACGAGGCAGCCGGAGCGAGUGCCUUUGAAUCACGCCACCGCCUGUCCGUCCCUUCCGGCCCACAUGGCAACUUUUUAGGGGUGUUGGGAAGCGACACCCGUUCGAAACGGGGUGCUUUCCCCAGGCGUGCAGGUUAGCAGCAGAAGAAUGUAUUAAUGUUAAACCGACGCUGAAACCUGAUUUUAGCAAAGAUUAAAUACUGUUUUAAUUAUG